Molecule: messenger RNA, 807 nt
Organism: Fraxinus pennsylvanica
Lineage: Eukaryota; Viridiplantae; Streptophyta; Magnoliopsida; Lamiales; Oleaceae
Source: the annotation of a GenBank genome assembly
AUGUCGAAAAAGAGUUGUGAAUUAUGCAGCAACCCAGCAAGAAUGUACUGCGAGUCUGAUCAAGCAAGCCUGUGCUGGAACUGCGACGAAAAAGUUCACAGUGCAAAUUUUCUGGUCGCAAAGCAUUCAAGAAACCUUCUUUGCCAUGUCUGUCAAUCUUCGACCUCGUGGAGAGCCUCAGGACUGAAGAUCGGGCCCACAGUUUCAAUCUGCCAUGUUUGUGCCGACGGCGAAAAUGGUGGGAGCCGAAGAAUACAAGCAAAUCAUGAAGAAGAUGAAGAUCGUGAUGUUCUCCAAGAAAGUGAAGAUGAUGAUGGAGAAUAUUAUAGUGAAGACCUAGAGAAUGACGAUGAUGAGGAAGGAAAAGGAGAGAAUCAAGUGGUUCCAUGGUCAAAUUCUAGUUCUACACCAUUCUCUCCACCUGCAGCAGCUCCUGCACCAAGUUCUUCACUCAGUGAGGAUAAUUUGUCUUCGACUUCAUUGAAAAGAAUUCGAGACAACCGUUUUGAAUCCGAGGAUGAGGAUGGUUGUUGUUCAUCACAGUUUUACCCUAAAGCUGCAUCGUCGAAAAUAGCAUCAGGAGAAUUAACUGAUCAGAAUAAUGGUUCUUCUUCAUCAAUUUCCUUUAGACCAUUGAAGUUGCAAAGAGAAAAUGCAUUUAUUCCAUCAGGAAAGGCCAUUAACGAAGAUCAGACGGAGAAGAUGAAAUCAAGAAGAGCAGCAAUCAUGGGAUCACUCAGAAAAUUCCAGCAAGAAAUUGAAUCAUCUACUAUGAUCACAGGCCUCAGUAAAAUCAGUAGAGAAUAA